Messenger RNA from Psylliodes chrysocephalus, 1084 nucleotides. Lineage: Eukaryota; Metazoa; Arthropoda; Insecta; Coleoptera; Chrysomelidae. The record is from the annotation of a GenBank genome assembly.
CAGCCAAGAACAUUCCUCAAUUGAGGUGUUUGAAAUUAGCAUUGGGAGAAAAAUUGAUUAUAGAAAACACGGUUUCUUCUGAUUCUAAAGGGGUUAUUACACGAAGCAAAUAUUUGCCUAAAAUGCAGCAAAUAGUAAGCCAAAUAUUUGCUUAUACGUGUGAUGAUCAAAUAUUUGCUGAAAAAUAUUUGAUAUUGUGUUUGCCAAAUAAAAAUUAUGGCAAAUACUUUCUUCGUGUAAUGCAGUUUUUUGGCUAUUGGCUCCACCACGGAGCAAAUAUUUGAUCGAUCAUCUUCUUUGCUCAUACCGAAACUCGGUAUGAACAAAUAUGCAAUAUUUUUAGACGUGGCCACGUGAUCAGUUGUGUUGAGAAAUUCGACGAAGAUCAACGUAGUUCUGUUUGUAUAGCGAUUGGAGGAUUUUUCAGCACGAAAAAUGACAGACGAAAGUUUACUGGACAAUUUCGAUUCCAACGAUGAAGAAGUUGAUAAAACCUUUGAUGAUAAUUCACAAUCACAAUCGAAUUGGGUCCCUGUUAUCGAAAAGAAAAAAAAACACACAUUCAAAAAAACGACAAGUUAAACCUAAAGUGAGUAUGGAAUGGACAGACGACGACGUUUUUAAAUUAAUUACAUGCGUGGAAUCAGUGCCAAUGCUAUGGUAUGCAAAGGAUAGGAAAUAUUGCAACAAAGUGGAGCGAGUCGCGGCAUGGCAACAUAUGUCAGAGGUCGACUUCAAUUCUAAGUUUACCGACGCCGAUCUCAUCGCGAAAUGGUCCAACAUCAGAAUUCAGUAUCGAAGUUAUUUCGCUAAGUCUCGAAAAACCAAAUUCUGCCAAGGCGCACAAGAAGAAGUAAAAUGGAAAUUCUACCAAGUAAUGAACUUUAUUGGCCGUGCUGAAGAAGAGCAAACUACUGACACCAUCUCAAAUUUGGCGACAGAGGAUGAAAUAUUGACUGACUCUAAGAUUGACAGAAGCUCGACCCCAAAAUGUACGAAACGUAGACGAAUGUCGCAAUCGUCUUCGAUAAUUGCAUCUUCCACAUCAUCAGCAACUAUUGUCGCAGAAGGGAUGAAGGGUUGA